CGAAGAAUUGGGUUUGGAUUUGUCCAAGUAAAAAUAAUUAUCAAGUCCAAAGUGAGGCUCGAAAAACUGAUGUAGACGCACAACAGGGCUAUGUCAGCAACAGAUGUGUGAGUGCCCCAUAGGGCAGUGGCUCAGGCACAAUUCAUCACGUUCGUGCCUGUCUUGUCAUAAUGGUGCCUAUUAAGACAGGCAACGCAUUGUUCCAGCGCCUACAAUAACACGCCACCUGACAAAGAACCACUUGUUCUUCUUUGUAAAGUGGGUCAUCAUGCACGAUCUCUAGCCACUGGGGCGGUGUACAGAUCAGCAUCAACUUUAACCAAUCUAGAAGCUCGGUGCUCCUAGAUUUGAUGUUCCGCUCGCCUCGCUUCCCUCUAGAGUCUAAAGAUGGGUCUUUGGCUUCCGAUCAGGCCCACCAUAUGGCUGAGCUGAACGCGCUGCCCUUUAUAUAGUUCUGUUUAGUUGGCCCCCCCGCAAUCUUGAAACCCCCUAAACUCUCCACCGCAAAAACUCUUUGUGUCUUAACUACUUUUCUCCUUUUUCACAUCUCAAUUACUUUUCUACGGGUCUCGGUUUUGGAACAGAUAUUAUGCCUCUUUUCGCGAAUUCCCCCGAGGCUCUUGCUAAUGUAACCCGCACUGAUUCGCUUGAUCCCGCCACAACAUGUAAAGGUGUCACAGGAGGUGGCCGGCCAUGUCGCCGUGCAUUGGCAGAUACAGAUGAGAUGUAUUGCUGGCAACACAAGGAUCAAGCAGUGCAAGUAUCGAACGGGGCAGUCAACAAGCCGAAUACCUCACAGCCUAGAUCAAGUAUUGAUACAUUGAUGGAGCGACUCAAUAUCAAGGACUCACAGGACAACUCCAACCAGUACAACUCCAACCAGUAUCGGCCAUUCAAGACAAAGAAGAAAGCCAAGCGAACAAUCUGCUGUUGCUUCGAAAUUAUCGAGGAGGAUGAACCACUUCCUCCACGGCCAGUGCGUCCGUCUUCACAGAUUAGACCCCAAUCGAUGCAACAAGUGCCAUACAGUGCUUCUCAAAGACCGCAAAGCGGGGGAUGGGUCCCUUCAGCACUCUCACCUCAAGCCAGCUCCGCCCUUACGGAAGAGCUUGCCAAACCACUCUCGGAAAAAGAUGAGCCCGGCUAUAUUUACAUCUUCUGGAUCACGCCUGCCGACCACUCUUCUAGAUCGAUGCCGCCGCCUGCAGACGUCGGCUCAUCCUUAUUUUCCAAGCAUGAUGAUCGCGGAAAUAAUGCCAUCCAACAGGCCAGAGAUUUCAAUGCUUUGACCUCGAAGCCCACUGAAUUUAGUCCUGGUGCGAUUCGCCUCAAGAUAGGCCGGGCGAACAACGUCCAGCGUCGAAUGAACGAAUGGACCAAGCAAUGCGGUCACCACAUCACCCUGAUUCGGUACUACCCAUACACACCUUCAUCGCCCGGCCCAAGCAACGGGCCCGCCCUCGAGGUGGGAAGGAAAGUCCCGUAUGUCCACCGCGUGGAACGACUGAUUCACCUCGAACUGGACGAUUAUCGAGUCCGGGACAUGGGCAAGUGCUCGGAAUGUGGGAGAGAGCACCAGGAAUGGUUCGAAAUCAAGGCCCAAAAAGACGCCAUCAGGGGAGUGGACGAAUGUAUUCGCAGAUGGGUGAGAUGGGCAGAAAGCCAGUAACCGUAGGAUCAAAUUCCAUAGAAUGUGAGACAUAGAUGCAUAACAGAACAGACUCCAGAUAAAGCCAUAGUUAUUAAUUUAGAAAUUCAAUGCAGCCUCAAUUUACAUACCCG
Aspergillus caelatus is the source of this 1782-nucleotide messenger RNA. RefSeq lists its product as uncharacterized. The transcript has a single exon. Bases 590 to 1669 code for a protein of 359 amino acids. The record is from RefSeq and is a predicted model, not a curated record. NCBI's taxonomy places the organism in Eukaryota, Fungi, Ascomycota, Eurotiomycetes, Eurotiales, Aspergillaceae.